Molecule: messenger RNA, 1355 nt
Organism: Nomia melanderi (Alkali bee)
Lineage: Eukaryota; Metazoa; Arthropoda; Insecta; Hymenoptera; Halictidae
Gene: slv
Product: sugar transporter SWEET1
Biological process (GO): carbohydrate transport
Cellular component (GO): membrane
Molecular function (GO): sugar transmembrane transporter activity
Source: RefSeq, a predicted model, not a curated record
UAAGGUAGUAACAUACUAACAUCAUCCCAGUGUGCCUCUUCGUAUCGAAGUCUUUUCAUAUAAGGCUCAAUCUCUUCCAUUAAAGACUGCUCCUCAUUGAUGGAAAUAAAAUUUGGUAUAAUUUGCAUUGUAUUAUGCAGCUGUUCUCUCCAAUUUUCUAAAUUUUGAUCAUGUUCGUUACUUAAGUUAGUUGUUCGUGAAUAAUACCUAAAAUUAUAUGAGCUUGGAGCUUUAAUGAAAAGGCUGGUCAACACGUGAAUCCGGAGUUUCAUGUUGGUUCCACUAUCUUUUGUCCAGGAGAGGUUAUGUACACUGCAAGAAGUACCAACCAAAGAUAAAUAAGUACUAUAAAUACUUAUAAGGAACUAAGAUGAAUGGAUACGGUCCUAACGUGGUGAUUACUUUUAGGUCUUAAGAACAAAAUUGUAAAAAUCAUGUCUUUUAUUAACAAAAUCCGGUAUACGUAUCGUUAUAAAGAAUAUGUUUGGAAACUGGUUGGCGUAAGGCUUUAUCGUCCAGAGACAUUCUUUCAUUAGAAAACUUGAUUACUCGAACGUGUAAAUUGCACAUUAAACCUAUGAAUUCGAAUUACGAAUGGUAAUCUAUGGAACUGCUAUGUACAAUUUGAACCAUGAUUUCGACAGCGGUUAAAGAUGCAUUAGCUACAACAGCCUCAAUUUGCACGGCUUUACAAUUUUUAGCCGGCGUGCUGGUGUGUAAAAAGAUCAUGAAAAAUGGGUCAACAGGAAAUAGCUCAGCCUUGGCAUUUAUAACAUGUUACACAUCAUGUGUCUUAUGGAUGAGAUACGGUAUGCUUAUCGAAGAUCAAUUUAUAUUGUUAGUAAAUAUUUUUGGAGCGGUACUUCAAGCAUCAUACGUUUAUGUGUACAUUUUAUACAGUGUAAAAAGAUUUAAAAUUAUAAAAGAGAUGAUAAUAGCAACUUGUUUUCUCGCGGCUGUAUACUUUUAUAGCUUUUACGAAGAAGACAAGUUACUGGCUGCGAAAUAUGUUGGUUUUCUGAGUUGUACGGUAACAGUGUUAUUUUUUGCAUCACCUUUAAUGAUGAUGGCACAUGUAAUAAAGGUAAAAAGUACAGAAAGUUUACCCUUUCCCAUUAUAAUGGCUUCAUUAGUAGUUUCCUCUCAGUGGUUCACGUAUGGUUGCCUUCUUAAUGAUCGUUUUAUUCAAAUACCAAACUUUCUAGGCUGCGUGUUAUCUGCAUUUCAACUUUGUUUCUUUGUAAUCUACAAGAAUAAUCAAAUCACAGAAGCACACUUAAUAUAAUAUAUUCUCUGUAACAUCUUCGACGAUAUAUCCAACACGAAUGUAAUAUGAUUUGUACUCUAAUAGAAAA